GCUAUGUCAGAAAAAGAGCGUAUUUGCGUUAAUAAGUUUCAAGUCAGAGUCGAAUCUCAGCCUUCGCUAUUUCCAUUUCCCGGUGAGUCUGUGGAAUAAAAAUGGCGGUAUGUAACUACGAACGUGAAAAUGAAAUACGGGUUAUUGAUUUUGAAGACAUGGAAUUUAUUGGCCAUUUGGGACGAGGUGGAAUGUCGAAAAUUUCUCUGUAUAAAUGGAAAAGAGAAGAAUCUACCAUACUGGUUGCGAUGAAAAGUCUGCUGAGCAGAUUUAUAGAAGACAGAUACAAAAUAUACCUUCAACGUGAGAUGGCAAUACUGGCAACAUUGGAACAUGAAAAUAUAAUUCAAACUUUCGGUGUGGUUGAAACAGAUCAAAUGUUUGGACUUGUGAUUGAAUAUUCUCCCUUUGGGUCUUAUAACAGUUUCUUUCGCUAUCUUGCCGAAAAGGAACCCACAAUCUCGGUUCAAUUAAUGGUGCCGAUUAAGAUUCAGAUAUUGAGUGAGAUAAUAUCGGCUAUGAAGUAUCUCCACAGUCUUCGGCCUAAAAGAAUUUUACAUUUGGAUUUGAAAAGUGAUAACGUUUUGCUGGACAGUGAUCUUCAUGCUAAGCUCUGUGAUUUUGGAUUGAGCACCAUGUCUACACUGACUGAACUUCGAACCAGUUCAAUUCUCGCAGGAGGUGUGCUAGGUGGCACUUUGGGUUUUAUUGCCCCUGAAAGGUUACGAAACGUUGAGGCAAAGCCAACCACAAAAGCCGAUGUUUAUUCGUUUGGAAUUUUGAUGUGGGAAAUUAUGGCAGACGAACAGCCGUUUGCAGAACUCGGAACAAAUGAUUAUCAUUUGCGUCAAGCAGAGGAGAUGCGACCGAAUCCGUCGCACAUUCCAGAUGUGUUUCCGAAUGAACUCUUAACUAUGAUGCAGUUGUCGUGGUCACAACAUCCAAUAGAUCGACCAAGUUUUAAAAAACUUGAUGAAGAUAUGCUUUCAAUAAUUGAACGAAUUCAAGACUACAAAGGACAAGUUCGGGAGUCCCGAAUUAUAAUUUUAAGAUUAUACGAAUCAGUAGGUGGUCAAACGUCAUCCAGUCUCGGGUUUCACCAGCCAUGCGAUUCAAGUGUACAAAUUGAAUCAUCUGUACCACAAAAUGGAAAAGAAACAUCUCCGAAUACGUCACCCAAAGCGGUCGAAGAAAACACAACGCAAAAGGAGCACCCUAUAUCUAUGCCCUGUUUAGAUAAUGAAGAGAGCGAAUUUUUCCUCCCUCCUCCCCAUUACACACUACAGGAUGAUACUGUUUUUGUUCCCGAUUCCAUUCGGGCUGUACGCCCUCUGACUUGUGGACAUAGACUGAAAACCUUACUUCAGUCAAAAAUCUUUGUCUUCAUUGUUUCCGUUUUUUUAUUAUGUGGGAUAUCAUCCGUGGGAAUAUGGUUGCUCGUAUCAGAAUUCAAAGAUGGCCAAGCAGAUCCGUACAGUAGAUGCAUAUCAAUCGGGGGAACUUGUCACAAUUGGUAUGAGCACGACUGCUCCGGGGGUUAUAAAACCGGCUUAUGUGACGGGGAGUUUUCGAACACUCAAUGCUGUCUUCCGUGCAAUGCGGCAUGUAAGGACGCUGAAGCUAGCUAUAAGGACAUCCCCUGCGGAGAGAUUAAUGGGAUUUGUAAGCAUAAAACUAAUUAUUGCUCACAAACAUACAUUAAGGAAAAGUGUGAUGGUCCGGAAGACAGGCGAUGUUGCCCACCCAAUCCUGCAGACACAGAAUGCACAAAACGGGGAGGGAUGUGUCAAAAUUGGGUCGAAUAUACUUGCGUUGCUGGAUACAGGAGUGGAUUAUGCAUCGGUGGGUCCGCGAUUAGAUGCUGUUUGCCAUGUGAUACCAAAUGCUAUGAUGAUGAAGCAAUAUUUCAUGAUCCGGCAUGUGAUAGUUUGCAUGGGACUUGUAUGGAUAAUACUAAUUAUUGUGCCAGUGGAUAUCUACCCGAAAAAUGUCAUGGACCGGACUCCAGGCAAUGCUGUCCCCCAUAGCUUCCUAUAAGUUCUAAACUGGUAUGUUCCAAGUCAGAGACUCGCUGUGCGUUUAUGCAUCUCUGUAUCAUAGAAAUGAAUACGCAAGGCAUUAUGCUCCUCACAAAACCUCGUUAAUGCAAAAUUACAUGAGCACAAAAUGUUUAGUGUUAUGAAUCAAUGAAAUAGAGAAUAAUAGCAGUGAACAAAUAUCAAAAAGGGUGCUCCCUGUGAUACAAACAAUUUAAAAACCUUCAUAAUAAAUACCAUGCCGUGACAAGAGUACGGCGCAAACAUUUUUAUGAUACUUCGAUUGUGUUAUACUAGGAUAGGAUUUACAUAUUUAUCCAAGGGGAGAGGAAAGUCGAUAAGACGGAAUCCCGUGGGAUGGGAUGGGACAGCACAGAUUUUAUUUCCCAUGGGACACGAAAACCGUAUGAUUUUCGGGGAAAUGACGGUAAAACAUGGACAUGGACUUCUUAUCCAUAUAUUCGAGCAUAUAUAUCUCUCUUCUUAGCUAUAAAGAGCAAAAUAUAUUCAGCAUUAACAAUAUACUUCGUGAAGGGGCUGAUGGACUCAUUUAUAAUAUUUAUGAAUAUAAAGUUAACGAAGUCCGUGAAU
Styela clava is the source of this 2627-nucleotide messenger RNA. NCBI's taxonomy places the organism in Eukaryota, Metazoa, Chordata, Ascidiacea, Stolidobranchia, Styelidae. The record is from RefSeq and is a predicted model, not a curated record.